AUGUCUCUCGCACACUUCCUCGCCGAAUACGCAACACAUCCGUUCCUAGGACCGUACUACGACCACUGGCUGCAGGAGAACAACUUUGGGACGUUUGGCCACAUUUGGCAGCCCGACUGGUCCGGCUUUUCGUCCGAGCGCACUCCCUCGCUCGAUUGGUUCGAGGGCGACACGAGCUAUACGCUGCAUAUCGAGGUUCCUGGCGUCAAGAAGGAAGACAUGACCAUGCACGUUAGCGAAGACGGACACUCGUUGACGAUCGAGGGCAAGACUGAGAAGUUUGGUAAUUUCUUGGGCUUGAGUGGGGGCACGAGCCCAGGAGCACUGGUGGCAGGAUCAAAAGGGUUAGGAGGACCAUGGCGGAUGGCACGGUCGUCGUAUCUCUCGUACCGAGAAGAAGCACAGCGUCGGGACGACCGUCAAGUUUUCCCGCACCGUUUCGCUCCCAGCAUACGUGACGGCAAACGCAUCGUCGCCAAGCUCGAGAACGGCAUCUUGAGUGUGACGUUACCCAAGCUUCACACGCCCAAGCCCCGCCGUAUCGUCAUUGACUGA
Molecule: messenger RNA, 555 nt
Organism: Rhizoctonia solani
Lineage: Eukaryota; Fungi; Basidiomycota; Agaricomycetes; Cantharellales; Ceratobasidiaceae
Product: heat shock protein HSP20 family protein
Exons: 2
Coding region: 1-555 (184 amino acids)
Biological process (GO): response to salt stress; protein folding; response to hydrogen peroxide
Source: RefSeq, a predicted model, not a curated record